AUGCGGUGUGCAGCCAUGACACUCUGCUCCACUUGUGCAUGGGAGACAAGAUCACCCGAACCAGCUGAUGUAUGUUGGUCUGCUGCUUUUAAGACUCAGUCUGCAGCAGUCACUGUUGCAGGCGCAUGCGGUGAUGGACUCUGUGACUUCGGAGACUAUGAGCUCGAGCUCAUUAUCCCUGGCGAGUAUUACAAUGAGACCGACUUGAAGAAGGCAAAAGCUAAGGAUGGGCCAGAAUUGGAUACCCAGAACCGACUAAGUCGGUUUCUCGAAGCGCUUAAAGCCUCACAGAGCGCCGUGACAUCUUCGGAGCGUCCGACGAAUCCGACCCUUCGUCUCCGAGAUGGAGUCGUUCGCCUGACAGCAAGAAAGGCGGUGGCUCCGGACACCGGGACGAUCUUGACGGUGAUGCAAACACACAUCAGAGUCCGGGUGAUCGGGACGAUCAUCGUGUUGGUACUUCUGUUGACACUAGGCAAGAAGAUAAGGAUCGUGUUGCUCUUGAGAAGCAGCCGUGGAUACUGCCUCAGAUAG
This is a messenger RNA of Peronospora matthiolae, 534 nucleotides long. The record is from the annotation of a GenBank genome assembly. Lineage: Eukaryota; Oomycota; Peronosporomycetes; Peronosporales; Peronosporaceae.